This is a messenger RNA of Serendipita indica DSM 11827, 465 nucleotides long. The record is from the annotation of a GenBank genome assembly. NCBI's taxonomy places the organism in Eukaryota, Fungi, Basidiomycota, Agaricomycetes, Sebacinales, Serendipitaceae.
AUGUCAAGCAUAAAGGAGACGGAAAACGUGCAAACAGAGAGUUCAAGUGACAUUGAUGAAGAUGGAUUACUCGAUGCACUCGACAACGACGAAACGCUCGCGGGCUAUAGGGAACAGAGGCUUGAACAGCUGAAGCGAGAGGCUGAACACGUCCGUGACCUGCGCGAGAUCGAUCACGGAAAGUACACAGAAGUCGACGACGAGAAAGAGGUGAUCCGCAUCAGCGCGAUUGUCGGCUUCGAGCAGCUUGGCAACGUCGACGAUUUUCCAACUAGCGCGCUCGAGAUGCGACUUCGCGUCUCGGGAGCAAUCUCAAACUCGCCCUCUUCAUCCUCUAACCUCGCAGCCAGGCUCGGAAUAUCCUCGAGGGAGAAUGACGCCGAAAGCGACGACGAGGAGAGUCAAGGGCCAAAGAGGAAAAUUCGGAGCUCAAACAGGCAGAGCGACGACGAUUACGAUCUGUAG